AGGGCAACUUCUCGAAUUCCACGUACAGAGUUCAAACAAACUUGUAACAUUUUAAAAAUUCUAAUAAAAUACCGUCACUCGAGGAAGGGGCUGUAUACAUCCCUUCGAUGUCAACAAUUGCGAGGGUUUAAAAGUUUGUUAUUAUUACUUUUUCAAUCAUAAUAAGUGCAGCUUAUUAGAAAACAAACAGCUUAUUGUGAGACGAUUACAGAACAGUAAAAAAAGGAACAGGUGUGUUUGCUUACGCGGUAUUGAGUACUUCAGUAGCAUACUUUUUUUUACCGACUACCCACAUCAACAAUUGAAAAAUCAAGUUUAGCAGCUUCGACAACUGACUCUUCUCUGAGGACACACCUAGCACCGCAGAUCGCAAGAAUGCAGCUCUCUUUUGUGGUUGAAACCCAGAUCUGGCUCGUUAUGUUCUCUCGUCGCCCUCCGCUGUAAUGCUCUGCACGACUGAAAAAUAAGAAUACAAAAAGAACGUCGAGGGCAGAUGCUGCUUCUACUCAAGGACGAGACGACUGAUCCGACAGGAGUGGAAACUGCCUGUUUUUUUAAAAAAAAGCUUGUUCUGCACAAUGGGGACACGACACAGACCCCUCGAGCUGCUGAGCGGAUGUUAUUAAACUUAGUGACAUCUACAGACGCAUUUUUUUUUAAUGUUCGGAGUUAGCCGACGUGGUCUGAGCUAAAAAGAAAUAAUGUCGAACUCUCAGGACGCACCUCCACGGAAGCCAGAAGAGUCAGAUGAAAACGAAGCCGGCUCGGACGAGUGCCCCGUGUGCUAUGAAAGUUAUCGAGACGCAAAGAGGACGCUCGUCUGUGGGCACGUCUUUUGCCACGACUGCCUGGUAAAGACUCUGGUCAGCCUUAACCGAGAUGGGGAUAUCGUUCGGAAGAACAUCAUCUGCCCCAUAUGCCGGCACCUGACAUACGUCAAAAAGAAGAAAAUACUUCCUCUCAUAGUCACGAGCAACAAAAACAAGCAGACAUUGGAGGUUCCCAUGUCCCCCGUGAGUCCUAUAACCUUGAGCGCGUCUUCUCCGUUUAAUUCCUUAGACUCAUUAGAAGAAGAAGGAAGUCCAACCCCGGCCAGAACAACAAGAAGUAUGCGAAUCCGGGACUUUGUAUUCAGAAGAACUAGUCCUAGUGGUCCAGACCUUACUGGUGGUACUACCCCGACUAGCCCAACUAGUCCCUCACAGAUUUUUACCAUCAGUGGCCAUGGCAGACCGAUGUCCGAAGAGGACACGGUCAGCAUUACUACUGGAACUGUCAAUCGUCAAGCUCGCUUUUGCAGGUUACAGUGGGUCAUUAUUUUUUUAAUUGUGAUCAUCAUCAUGGCGAUUGUGGCGGCAAUACUGCCUUGGAUAAUUCUGAAGAGAGAUGGAUAAACACUGUACACGCUAGCUGCCUAAUCAUUCUGAAUGUGCACCUAGAAGUGCGUCUAACAGAAAAUGUUGAGGUCUGCUGUACAUCGUGGAUGUUGGGCACACUUCAUUGAGUGGGCAUUUUGGAGACCACACACAUGUUGAAUUCAUGAGAGAUUUACUUGAAUGGAAUUUAAUACAGCAAUUAGGAUACAUGUUGACCGGUCCGUUGUGCCUGCUGAAUAGUGAUGUAUAAACCCGCAGACUCAGGGAUAUUGGCCAAGUCUCCUGAAUGGAAGUGUCUGGUUGUUUUUUUGUUUCUUGAUUAAAUAGCAAGUCACUGGAAAUAAAAAUAAUAUAUGUUUUUUAAGAUAAGGUAUAAUUGUAUUUUGAGGGGGAAACAAAUGCACUUAAUAAUGUAAAACGAGCACGACCCCCCUCAGUUGUAGGAAGGAGCAGUUCGUUUGAGAGACUUAUUAUUGUAUUCCUCUUUGGAAACUGCGAUUUGCAUUUGCGUUAAAAUAGCAUACGAUAUAGCAUAAGAUAUUUUUAUACGUUUUAUACGGGUUGGAAUGACACUGACCCGGUUCAGAUCUGGAUUGUCUUUCUACAACACCAUCCCUUAUAAAAGUGUCCCAUAGUAAAAAUAUAGCAAAGUGCAAUACAGCAUAGUUAAAGCGUUAGGGUGACCAGGGUAAACUAUGGUACAUGCACAGCAUAACCAUGAGGAAAGCAUGGGAAAACUGGAAAAUUCCCAUGGUAAACUUUUGUAAGGGAUGCUGUUUGUCUCUUAAAGGGCAAAAACAAAGAACAGGUAUCUGGAUUGGAGGUACUGCCAUUGCCAACUCCUAACCGCUAAUGUUAUAAUGAAACAACUCCUUUCCCUUUCUCAAAACCAAACGACUAAAGGCCAGUAAUAUGUACAUAAAGCUGUAGAAAGAAAAGUAACACAGUGCAGUAAACUUGUUAUUUUUCAUGAAAAAAAUAUGCAUCUCUGAGGAAAAUGUUUUGUGACUAUCAACUCAAAUCCCACAGGGCUAGCUACAACGCAUACAUCAUGUCCGAUAUAGCUGCAUCCUAUGAAUUAUUAUGUAAGAGGGCAUUAAUACAUGCAAAGCACAGUAUGGAGGGGUCCCGGCUGAGUAUUACCAACCACUACAAAUGUGAAACUUCAUCUAACAUUUAUAUUGGGUUAUAUACAGAUACACAUCUACAUGUAUUAACCGAUUUGCUAACAUCACUAAAAAUGCAUUAUAUCUUAACUUUAUUCAGCUGUAUAGGCAUGGCUUUUUCCAAACGUCUUUACAUAAAUGUGAUUCAUGCCUAUUAGCAAAGUAAUGUAUGUAUAUAUUUGCUGGAAAACGCUUCCUUCCUUGUAUUUAAAUGAAUCUGUUGCUGCAUCGUUCUUGUAUUAGUCAAUGAGAUACUUAUUAUAUUGGCUUUGUGUUUAGUACACUGCAGCCUUCUUUAAUUAUGUCUGUGUCAUGUACUCAUUAUGGAUUAGUUUUCAUGGUACUGCUGUCUGAUUGGUUGAGCCAACAGACACUGUGUUCUUUUCAAAGUGUUUUUAAAAGGAAAUUAAAUGCACACCCAGACAAGAAUCAGUUGAUGACAUCAGCAGGGCUAUCUCCUUCUAAUUUAUUUGAAACUUCCCUGUCCUGGAAUUAAAGCUGUAGUAUCAUUUUCAUUG
This is a messenger RNA of Acipenser ruthenus (sterlet), 3060 nucleotides long. Its product is annotated as RING finger protein 222-like. The record is from RefSeq and is a predicted model, not a curated record. The transcript has a single exon. The coding region runs from base 702 to 1394 and encodes 230 amino acids. Lineage: Eukaryota; Metazoa; Chordata; Actinopteri; Acipenseriformes; Acipenseridae.